Molecule: messenger RNA, 3264 nt
Organism: Tetrahymena thermophila SB210
Lineage: Eukaryota; Ciliophora; Oligohymenophorea; Hymenostomatida; Tetrahymenidae
Product: karyopherin, putative
Exons: 3
Biological process (GO): protein import into nucleus
Cellular component (GO): cytoplasm; nucleus
Molecular function (GO): nuclear import signal receptor activity
Source: RefSeq, a predicted model, not a curated record
AUGAGCGGAACUCCUGAAAUCACUAACUUAGAUUAGGCCAUUGAAGUUAUGAAUGGUAUUCUUAGUGGUAAUAACGAAAAGAUUAAGAUUGGUACUAAGUUGUUGAAGCAUUUUUGCAAGAAGACUGAUUCCAUCAGUAUCUUCACUUACAUUUUGGCUCAUUGCCAAUAAGAUAACUUGAGACACUUAGCUGGUAUUUUAUUAAAGAGAAACAUGAUCGCUAAUUUCUCUAACUUGGCAGAACAAGCUUAAAAAGAUUUACAAAUGGUUCUCUUAGAAAGAUUCUUUUCUGAAUCAAUGAAAUCCGUUCGUAAAUCUAUCGGUGCCUUGAUUGGUAUCAUUGCUAAGCUUACCCUUCCCGAAGGAAAGUGGGCUGAACUCUUAUAAGUCAUCCAACAACAUACCGACAAGUCAUAAACUCUUUAAAACAGAAUUUACGGUCUCUAACUUCUUGAGUUAGUCCUCGAUUAUUCAGCUUCUUCUAUUUCUAGCUUCUACAACAAUUUCUACCCCUUCUUCAAGGAAUCUAUUCAAGACUCUAAUAAGGACAUCAGAAUUGGUACCCUCAAGUGCUUAGUUAACCUUUUCGAUAACAUCCAAGAUAUGACUGCUGACCAAAUUAACUUAUAUAAAGAAUUGGUUGGUCCUAUCUUGAAUAUCUUAGAUUCUUUGAUAGAUCAAAAUGACGAAGACUUAGUUUACUACUGCUUUGAUGCUUUGAAUCUUUUAACUGAAAAUAAGAAAAGUAUUCUCGACCAACAUUUGGGUCAAAUCGUUGAAUAUAUGUGCUCAAAUAAGGUUUUAGGAAAUCCCAAGCUUUCUAAGAAGAUCAAAGAAGUCGUUAUUGAUAUGAUUUUCUCUGCAUCCUAAUACCAUAAAUCUGUUUUCAACAAGAAUACUCCCUUAUUGAAGAAAGUUAUUGAAUCUAUUUGCCUUAUUAUUGCUACUCCUUUCUCUGAAGAAGAUUUAGAAGAUGGUGAAGAACCCUUAUAAGAUAUUGCUUUAUGGUUAGUUUUAUCUUUGAGCAUGGUUUUGAAUAAGAAGAAAACUUACGGUGUCCUCUUGGAAGCUAUCACUGCUUUAAUUCACUCUGGUGAACCCAAUAAAAUGAACAGUGGUUUCCUCAUUUUGGCUUAAUUAGCUGAAGGUUGCUACGAAUAAAUUGCCAGAAACUUAGCUAAUCCUAUUAUGAGUGACUUCAUGGUUAAGGGUUUGAAUCACCCUGCUGGUGAAGUUAGAGGUGCUGCUAUUAAAGCUUUGACUUACUUCGCUGAAUACUUGCCCGUUGAUGUUUGCAAAUAUCAUAGCACUAUCGUUCCCGCCAUUAUCAGUACCUUCGAUGAUCUCAAUAACAAGGUUGCUGAAAAAGCCAUUAUUGCUAUUGAUAUCUUCUGCGAUAACUUAGAACCUGAAGAUUUAGAAUUAUACAUGUAAUCCAUCACUGAAAAGUUAUGCAUGAUUGCUAUGAAGGAUAACUCUACUAUGUUAAUGAGAAGAGUUUCAGUUAGUGCUCUCGCUUCUUGCAUUUCUACUGUUGAACACAAAUUCAAGCCUUUCGUUACUGUUGUUGCUAAUUUAAUGCACUAAAUUAUUGGACUUGCACACAAUGCUGAAGUCAUCGCUUUAAAGGCAGAAGCUAUCAACUGCUUAGGUAAAAUUGCUGCCGCCUUCAUUUCUGAAGACAGAUCUAUCUAUGAGCAACACGUCGUUCCUUGCUUAGAAACUAUUUACCACUUAUUAACUACUGUUGAUGACUUUGAAAUGAGAGAAGGUUGUUUCUCAUUCUUCUACAAUCUCGCUCACGCCAUCGGCAGUGAAUUCGAAGUCAUGUUCGAUAAGCUCAUCGAAUUUACUCUUAAGUAAGCUGCCAGUGAAGAAGGUGUCACUUACAACAAAAACGGUAAGAACGGUGAAUUCUCACUUGACUCCGAUAGCGAAGAAGAAGAUGAAGAUUUGCUUGAAGACGAAGACCACAAUACUGCUGUCAACAUCAAAACUGCCUUUGUUUUAGAAAAAUCUGCUGCCAUCACUGCUGUUGGUCAAUUCGCAGUUGCAUGCCCUAUGAAGUUUAUUCCUUACUACGAAAAAGCCUUAUCCAUUCUUGAAACUUGCUACAAUUAUUUCGACGAAAAUGUCCGUCAAUAAGUCUGCAAAUGCUACAAGGAUCUCUGUGUUGCCAUGGUUAAAACUGCCAAUAAUGGUGUUCUUCCCAAGUUCGAAAGAGGUCUCCCCGUUAAGGCUCGUUUCCCUGAAAAGAUUGAAAACGUUAUUCAAAUUGACAUCUUCUAGAAAUUCUUGUACUAUCUCAACUAAGAAGAAGCCUGCGAAGUCACUGGUAUGGCUAUUGAAAUUAUUGUUGAAUUAUUUAAGACACUUGGUCCUGCUUGCUUUGAUAAAAACUUAGACGAUAUUUCUAAUGCUAUCGUUAAGCUUUUAGAAAACGAAAGCGAAGAUGAUGAACUUGGUGGUGAUGAUGAAGAAGAUGAAGACGAUGCUGAUGGAUACGUUAUUGAAGCUCUCACUGACUUAAUUCCUACUUUGUGCAAGCUCUGUGGUGAUACUUUUAGCUUAAACUUCUAAAAGAUCUACCCUUCCAUGAUGAAAUACCUUAACCCCAAGAGAGAUAUCAGCGAAAAUAUCUAUAUGGUUGGUUGUUUCUCUGAAGUCAUGAAAUAUACUCCUAAUUUCCUCCUCUUCACCAGAGAAACUCUUAUUCCCACUUUGUUAGAAAAGGUCUAAUACGGUGAUGAUGAAAUGAAUAGAAACCUUGCUUUCUGUCUUGGUAACAUUGUUGAAAAGGGUCUCAACCACGUCUAAGAAGCUCUUCCUACCAUUCUCAAUAUCUUAAAGAAUAUCUUUGAAACAUCAGUUGAAUAAGCCACUAAGGACAAUGCUGCUGCUGCCCUCUGCAGAGUUAUGAUGACUAUUCCUGACUAGUUCCCUCUUGAUGCUGCUCUUGAUUAAAUUCUUUCUAUCGCUCCCUUCUAAGGUGAUGAAGCUGAAGAAAAGACUGUCAUUAGAACCCUCCUUUUCCUUGCAGAAAAGUAUCCUUAAGUUAUUACUCCCAAGAUCAACAAAGCCAUCGCUCUUUUCGUUGAUGGUCUUGCUAACCUCAAAUUAUACAACAUUAAGGAUGAAUUAAAGGGUAAAAUUGUUCUCCUUCUUAAGAACCUUGCUAACAACUCUGCUGAACACAAAGCUCAAUUAGAAUAGGUUGUCUUCGCUAGUGAAGAAAAGGAAAAGCUUAUCAAGUUAUUAUAAUGA